AUGGCUGAAUUUCCACUGGAACCAAGUUUAGCAAAACUUCUCAUUAUGUCUGUGGAUUUGUGUUGCUCCGAUGAAGUUCUUACAAUUGUUUCAAUGCUUUCUGUGCAGAAUGUUUUCUACAGGCCUAAGGAUAAGCAAGAAAUAGCGGACCAGAAGAAGGCGAAAUUUCACCAACCCGAAGGCGAUCACUUAACAUUGCUCGCGGUCUAUAAUUCCUGGAAACAUCAUCAUUUCUCGCAACCAUGGUGCUAUGAAAAUUUUGUUCAAGUCCGAACACUCAAAAGAGCGCAGGACAUUCGAAAACAGCUGCUAAGUAUUAUGGAUCGGCACAAACUGAAUACAAUAAGCUGCGGGCGCGAUGUGCAGCGCGUACAAAAAGCUAUCUGCUCUGGAUUUUUCCGAAACGCAGCAAAGCGAGAUCCACAGGAAGGGUAUCGGACGAUUGUGGAUGGCCAGAAUGUUUAUAUUCACCCUUCGAGUGCACUCUUCCAAAAUCAGCCUGAAUGGGUUGUUUAUCAUGAACUUGUCAUGACAACGAAAGAAUACAUGCGCGAGGUGAUUGCCAUUGAGCCGAAAUGGUUGGUGGAAUUUGCGCCUUCAUUCUUUAAAAUGGGUGAUAAUACAAAGCUGUCGGCAUUCAAGAAGAACCAGACAAUCAAUCCAUUAUACAACAAAUAUGAAGAUCCGAAUGCCUGGCGUAUCACACGGCUCAAGAAGAAGAUUUAUAAUCCAAACCGAUAA
Molecule: messenger RNA, 741 nt
Organism: Gongylonema pulchrum
Lineage: Eukaryota; Metazoa; Nematoda; Chromadorea; Rhabditida; Gongylonematidae
Source: the annotation of a GenBank genome assembly